AUGGGUCAAAUCGCUCAGCAACUAGCUUCGAGUUCUCAAGCACAAGGUGCUCUACGUAGUGCAACCGUGACAAAUCCUAGAGAGCAUAAUAAUGUGAGCAUGGUGACAACAAGAAGUGGUCAAUCGGAUGAAGUUAUCGAGGAAGUGGAUGAAGAGGAAAACCAAUUGAUCGAAGUGGUCCUUGAGAUCAAAGGAAAUGAAGUUGUUAGGGAAGAAGUGGUAGCACCGAAACCUAUUGUGAAAGAAACAGUCAUUGAGCCCAAGCUGGUUGUUAAGCUUCCCUUCCCCACUAGAAACAAGAAAAAAGGACAACAUGAGAAAAACUUUGAAAAAUUCCUAGAGUUAUUCAAGAAGCUGGAGAUUAACAUUCCUUUAUUGGAGGGUAUGAAGAUUCCGAUAAAGAAGAAAGAUCGAGGAGCUGUCACUAUCCCGUGUACUAUUGGAGAUGGGUCGUUCAACAAAGCUCUUAUUGAUAUGGGAGAUAGUGUGAGUCUCAUGUUGUCACCCAUUUACAAGAAGUUUGGUAUAGGGGUUAUGCAAGAUACCAGGAUGACACUCCAAUUCGUUGAUCAUUCGGUUAAGAAACCGUAUGGCAUUGUCGAAGAUGUUCUGGUGAAAAUUGAGAAGUAUGUAUUUAUGGUGGAUUUUGUAAUUCUUGAAAUGCCGGAAGAUGAAGAUAUCCCUCUCAUUCUGGGGAGGCCCUUUUUGGAAACUGGGCGGUGCUUGAUAAACAUAGAAGAAGGAACAAUGACGUUGAAGGUUUAUGAUGAGGAAUUGAAAAUCAAUGUUCGAAACACCAUGAGGUACAAGGAUGAUAUUUGUACCAAUCACACUAUAGAGGUUUUGGAUCAGGUGACGACAUAUGAUAAUCCUUUGAAUACACCACAAUCACCUUUGGAAAGAGUGUUUAGUUUGUCCAUUUUCGAUUCGGAUAAAGAGGUGGACAACGGGGAAUCUGAAGUGCUAGCCUUGUUGGACGCACAACCCCCGUGGAAAGGAUCUCGACCACGUCGGUGGGAGGACUUACGCCUACCUCAAUCUAGUGAGGAUAAUGAAGAAUCAAAGAAAGAAACAGAGUUGAAACAACUUCCUGAUAAUCUUAAAUAUGUCUUUCUCGAACCUGAAGGAAAAUGCCCGAUUAUCAUAAACUCGAGCCUUCAGAAUAUCCAAGAAGAAAAACUCAUCCAAGUCUUAAAAAAAUUUAAAAAAUUCUAUUGGAUGGGCAAUUGA
This is a messenger RNA of Lathyrus oleraceus (garden pea), 1230 nucleotides long. RefSeq lists its product as uncharacterized. Gene Ontology annotation, molecular function: aspartic-type endopeptidase activity. Lineage: Eukaryota; Viridiplantae; Streptophyta; Magnoliopsida; Fabales; Fabaceae. The record is from RefSeq and is a predicted model, not a curated record. Gene Ontology annotation, biological process: proteolysis. Bases 1 to 1230 code for a protein of 409 amino acids. The transcript is spliced from 2 exons.